ACACAAGACCAGCUCGCAAUUCAAACGUCUCUCCUUUUCUGGGCACCGCGAAGGCGCCUCUUAUGCGACUCAUCGCCAUAUUGAGAGGCAAGUACUAAUGACGUCCACGUCGCUUCUUCGCAAGAAAUUAGGGGCUCGAAGUUGGGUAUGACAGAGCGUCCUUGCGGACCACUGCGGGGAAUGUCCACGCCGACAGCUUCAGGGAGUCGAGGAACAACACGGAGUGGAAAGGGGGAGGCGUGGGAGAGGGUCGGGGAUGCAAGAAACAGCCUCCUCCAGCCGAGAGAUUCGAGGGGAAACGGAAGAGGAAUGGGUGUGGAGAGUCGAGGGGGCGGAGAAGAAAGAUGGUGGACGAUGGAAGGUCAGGGAGAGAACGAGAGAGCGUCUGGGCCCAAAAGUUGUCCACAAAGCGGCUCACUAAAGUUCCCCCUCGGACUUCAUCCUGCGACCAAGCAACAAUCAUCCUCCCAGCACGGUCGCUUGUCGACCUCCCCCCUUCAAGUGUUUUUGUAACUUUCUCUCAACCCUCGGUGGUUCCAAAUAUUUAUCUAUGGCGAAACUACCCAACCUCCGACGCCUCUUCGUGGAGGCGCGAUCGGAAUCAGAAGAGAACGAAUAUUCUCGAACGGCGGUAUGCUCCUUGAAUGAUUUGUCGAAAACCACUCGAACAAAUAUUAACUGACAUCCUU
Messenger RNA from Aspergillus steynii IBT 23096, 689 nucleotides. RefSeq lists its product as uncharacterized. Lineage: Eukaryota; Fungi; Ascomycota; Eurotiomycetes; Eurotiales; Aspergillaceae. The transcript is spliced from 2 exons. The coding region runs from base 148 to 513 and encodes 121 amino acids. The record is from RefSeq and is a predicted model, not a curated record.